Messenger RNA from Drosophila obscura, 2385 nucleotides. RefSeq lists its product as uncharacterized. Gene Ontology annotation, cellular component: extracellular region. The transcript is spliced from 2 exons. NCBI's taxonomy places the organism in Eukaryota, Metazoa, Arthropoda, Insecta, Diptera, Drosophilidae. The record is from RefSeq and is a predicted model, not a curated record. Gene Ontology annotation, molecular function: chitin binding. The coding region runs from base 81 to 2327 and encodes 748 amino acids.
CGUGGGACCAUAAACACAUGUGAAUUUACGAGAAUAAAUUCAAGUUCAAACCGAUUAGCGAAAAAUAAAACUCAUAUAAAAUGAAAGUUUUAGACUGGAAAUGGUAUACGUUCAUCGCUUACCUUUUGACAACCGUCUGCGAUGGCUCCCCAUCUUCUUACCAAACUUCUGGUAAUACGAUAAAGGACUGCCUUUUUCCACCAGAAGUGGACUCUGCCUUUUGUGUGUCGCGGCCCGUCGGAAACUAUGAAUAUCCCUACGACUGCAGCGCCUACAUUUCGUGCACCGAGACAUGUGCUGAAUUGGAGAACUGCCCGCACGGAAAGCUCUUCAAUGAUCUUUUGCGUAUUUGCGAUACACCGGAAGCCGUUGAUUGCACGGAAUCGCCGUACCCAACCCCUCCGAGCUCCGAAGCAGAUCCGUGCGUUGGCCAACCAAACCGUACUCUCCUUUCGUCCGAGAGUGCGUGCAACCAGUUCAUCGUGUGUGUGGACGAGCAUGGGGAAGUGGACCAGUGCCCGGGCCAGAUGCUAUUCAAUCCAGCCCUUCGCAUCUGUGACUUUCCAAAUGAAGUCUUGUGUUACGCUGACCAAUCGACGACUACUGAGGGGCCAUUCAACGACUGUGUCGGUCAGAAGCAGGGAACAUGCUUUCCGUACCGGGAAAACUGCCAGCAGUAUUACUACUGCUUUGGCAACAACUCAUUCAUAGUCCUUCCCUGUCCUGUUGACAAUUGGUACAACCCGUACACUGGCCAUUGUGGGCCAGAGGUCCCAACAGAAGCUUGCCGCGAAGUGACAACAUCUACAACGCCCAUCACACUGCCUCCAACCACCCUAGACCAGAAGGACCUAUGUGCUGACCAGGAGCUGGGCGUCACAUUUUCUUUGGAAUCAGACUGCCAACAGUACGUUCUGUGUAUGGGCGGUGGUCAAUCCGCGAUCGCCAAGUGUCCAGUGAAUGCAUGGUUCGAUCCGAAUACUGGCGAUUGCGGACCAAAUGUAUCGCCCACAGCGUGCUGCGACUCAUUAACGACAAGCACAACCGCUCAAACUACCCAAAGCUGGGACGAUCUUUGCGCCGAUCAGAAGCUGGGCUACUCUUACCCACUAGUGACGAACUGCCAGCAGUAUAUCCUCUGCAUGGGGGACGGGAGCUACAGCAUAGCGAAUUGCAUUUACAACGCCUGGUAUGAUCCUCAAACGGGCAAUUGCGGCCCCGAGGUUUCACCUACAGCCUGCACGGAGCACGGAAUCGCUACUGAAUCAACUGCCAGUCAAUCCACCACUCCAUCCACCACAUAUUCUACUAGUUGGACCACCAUUCAGACUCAAGACACAACCUCGAGUCUGCCAAUUAAUGAAAUCUGCUCAGGCCAGAGCGACGGUCAUUACGCUUCCUAUCCCGAAGAUUGCAGCAAAUACAUAGUAUGUGCUAGCCCGGUUCCUAUUGCCUUUUACUGCACGGACGGAUACUACUUCAACGAGGCACUGCAGCAAUGCGUCGAGUGGCAGCUGAGUGACUGCCCAAAAAGAGAGACGACAACUUUAUCGCCCAGCCAUACCACACCAACCCCAAGUCCGACGGUGUGCCUCAACAAACCGGGCCACACCUUGCCGUUUCCAGAUAAUUGCCAGUGGUUUAUACGCUGCGUGAACGAUGUCGUUUAUAUGAUGGGCGUGUGUGGAAGUGGGGAGUUUUUCGACCCAUUCGCAGGACAUUGUGGUCCCGAUGUAUCCCCGGAUGCCUGUCAAUGGGACUACGACUCAACUACAUCAGUUCCAGCUACAACCGGCUACCCAACGACUCUCAGUACCCCAAGUACCCCGACUACAGAAGCUACAGAUCCCUGCGAGGGAAUGCCUAAUGGUAAACUUGUUCCCUAUCCCACCGACUGCAGCAAGUUCAUACAAUGCGUCCGACCUUCACCCAUCGUCUAUGACUGUGAAGACGGGCAAGAGUUCAGUGCAUCGCUCGAACGGUGCAUGGCUCCGUGGUUUGCGAAUUGUUCGAUCCCAGCUACAACCACACCGCUUCCCUCUAGCACCACAACUGUUGGGACUCCAGCACAGGGUAGCUUAUGCGCAGAUCAACCCGAAGGCUCCCUGGUUUCCUAUCCCGGAAAUUGCAGCAAGUACAUAGUUUGCCAAGAUCCCAUUCCAGUGGGCUAUGCGUGUGCAGAUGGGGAAGAGUUAAGUCCCACCAAUCUAGCCUGCAUGGAAUCCCAGCUGGCCUGUUGCAGCCCCCAUGCAUUGGCCAAUACUAAUCAAAUCCCAAAGAGCUUGAUCUGGCAGUCCCUUAAGGCAAUUGCAAGAUACAUUUGGUAAUCUUGAUGAAAUAUUUAAUGUGCAUUUAUUGAAUAUGCAAAAUAAAACGGGUUUUCGA